UGGUCAAGUCACGGAGGGUUAUUAUUAUUAUUAUUAUUCUAUGCAACUAUUACUCAGUAAUCUCUUUUGUCAUGAGUAUUCAGUACUCUAUGUAUGGAGUGUAGGGCAUGAUCUUUGACUGUAUGACGUAAGGCAGAAACGGCGCGCAAGUUUAUAGUUUGUACUUGUUAUUCUUGUCUGAUGUCGAUGUCUAAUAUUAUUAUUUAAUUCUUCUUUGUCUAUGAUAUUAUGUUAUAUUGAUUAUUUUGAAGCCUGGCAUAGGCACUUUCGCAGUUUUAUUGAUUUAUUCAGUAAUUUUGUUGCACGCUGCAUAACGAAAUGGCUAUGGCCAGUAUGUCAAGUUUUUCCUCGUCUGUGGACGAUUCGCAUUCGGAGGAAGAAUUUCAAAUGUUUAAAACCCAGCUGAACAAGGUUCAAGCUAUUAUCGAAGAAUACAGCAACAAAAUCGUCGACAAAACAUUGUGUUCUGAUGAUCUAGCUAAUAUGAAGAGAGAAAUGAAAUAUUUGACGGAACUUGAGGUGAAAGUAACUUCGGAAAAAAUGAAAGCCAAUUAUGUGUCGUACAAAACCAUAUCUUUAAAAAUGGUACAAGAAUCUUAUCGUAUUUGUAACUGGCUUAUGGAAAAGCAAUGCAGUGAAAUGGAUAAUAUUUUUGAUGUGGACACAUAUGUUGAUAAAAUUAUUGAAGCAUGUGUUGAUAAACAAGAUCCUUUGGGCCACAUGAACACUUUAUUCAAAGGUGCCUUCAAAAACAUCCAUUAUUUUAAUCUAAGUUUCUACGGUAACAUUAAAUCAGAAGAGGCUGUUGAAACCCAAGUAGUAACACAAUUAAAGAAAGAAUACAGAAGAUCACAAAAAAGACCAUUAGAAGAUCUAGUGGUUCCUGAUGAGGUGGGUAGUGAAACUGGUGACAAUGAAUUACAAAUCACUUUAUUAAAAGUUAAAAGCUGUUUGAAGAAAGCUGUGUCAGAUAAUGAAGGAAAUCCAGUAUCAUUCCAUCAAUUUGCUAUCGAUCCAUUUAACAUGACAUUUACAAUAGAAAAUUUAUUUCAUUUGGCUUCAUUGGUGAAAGACGGUGUUGUGAAAAUUGAAAGAGUUUCAGAUGAUGAAAGUGAUGAGUUUUCAACAAUAACAUUGGGGAAAAAAAAGAGUACUGAUGCCCAAUCUAAAAAAGAUGAAGUCAUAUCAUCUUUAUUCACAAUGAACCGUGACUUAUGGCAGUAUUAUAUCAAAAAAUAUGACAUAACUAAAAGAAUGAUCACACAAGACGAAUAGAAUUAUCACAAAAAGAUUUUUGGAUGUUUUUUUAAAAUAUCACUAUUGUAUUAAAACUUUGAUUUAUAUUCUUUUUAAAAACCACAAAAAAAUUGUUGUGGUUCCUUAUCCAACCAUGUAACUCUCAUAAUAGUCUUAUUUUAAUGAAGUCAACUAUUAUGACUUAAUGAGAAUGUGUCAUUAAAACAAGAAAAAUAAAAUGCUUUUGAUUCAAAUACAAUAA
Messenger RNA from Acyrthosiphon pisum (pea aphid), 1498 nucleotides. RefSeq names its product non-structural maintenance of chromosomes element 4 homolog A. Lineage: Eukaryota; Metazoa; Arthropoda; Insecta; Hemiptera; Aphididae. The coding region runs from base 319 to 1275 and encodes 318 amino acids. The transcript has 7 exons. The record is from RefSeq and is a predicted model, not a curated record.